Molecule: messenger RNA, 729 nt
Organism: Homalodisca vitripennis (glassy-winged sharpshooter)
Lineage: Eukaryota; Metazoa; Arthropoda; Insecta; Hemiptera; Cicadellidae
Exons: 6
Coding region: 1-729 (242 amino acids)
Source: RefSeq, a predicted model, not a curated record
AUGGAGAAAACUAUCGUGUCCAGCAUCUCUGAUGACAAUCCCGACUUCGAAUUAGAAGGCUACACUGUCAUCGGAGUGUGUUACUCACUCCUUGCAGCAAGUUUGCAAGAAGCAUUUGGAGAUGGAAUAUAUAGUCCGAGUAUUGGAUUCACUUUGGCAUUUGGGAAUUACGGCAAGGAGUUGGUGGCACUAAGUGGUCUCUUAAUGAGUAUCGGCGGUCUAAUUGGUGGAGUGUGCCCCAUUGUGUUCUCCACAUGGAUUAGAAGACACAGGUAUGCUCGGAAAUCAAUAGUCCUGAUCGGUUGCUCUGGACAGCUGUUGGCUUAUCUUAUCACAUUCAUCAACCUACCAGACACUGCGGUGUUUGGCGACACUGACCAACUGAGUCUCAUAACUCCGAGUGUAACGUUGGCCAUGACAGGAAGUCUACUUCUGACCUUUGGAGAUUCAUGUUUAAACACUCAAAUCUACUCCAUUAUUGCCGAACUAUUUCGAGAGAGUAGCGCCGAGGCAUGUGCCUUUUACAAGCUCAUCAAGGCUGUAGCCAUUGCUACCAGUUUCUAUAGUUGUAGCCACAUCGGACUGCACGUUCAAGCAGCGAUCCUGUCAACGAUGGCUCUCGUUGGAGUUUUCUUUUUCUUCGUUGCUGACAACGACAUCCCUGUAGCAACCAAUGAAAUCAAGACAGUUCCUCAAGACAUCGAAACAAGUCAAAACAAGAAAAUAUAA